Molecule: messenger RNA, 4854 nt
Organism: Pristis pectinata (smalltooth sawfish)
Lineage: Eukaryota; Metazoa; Chordata; Chondrichthyes; Rhinopristiformes; Pristidae
Gene: trib2
Product: tribbles pseudokinase 2
Exons: 3
Coding region: 1122-2162 (346 amino acids)
Biological process (GO): positive regulation of proteasomal ubiquitin-dependent protein catabolic process; regulation of MAP kinase activity; protein phosphorylation
Cellular component (GO): nucleus
Molecular function (GO): mitogen-activated protein kinase kinase binding; ATP binding; protein kinase activity
Source: RefSeq, a predicted model, not a curated record
CAGUGGACCGCAGUCAGCGAUUGCAUUUAAUGUAAGUAAGUGUGAGUGCUGCUGACAUUAUUCAGAUUGCAGCCACGUAAGUAAUACACAGCGAUCGAAAAUGUGUUAUAUCGGCUGUUGCUGAAAGGGAUUGGCCUGGUCCUGUCGGCCAUCCCUUAAUUUAGAGCAAACAAGCUGCAGAUUUUUUUGGGGGGUUAUUUUUUUUUGGAUUUUGUUUUGCAAAAAAAUUGUUCAUCCAAGAUCGUCAUCUGAACAAUUGUGCAGUAGCAAAAGCAUCGGGAGUUAUUUUUUAAAGUCAUCGCUGUGUUUGAUUCCUAAGCUUGGAAGAAAUAGACUGUGCACGGUGGAACACGAUACGAUUGAUCUCUUUUGUCCUUGACUGUUACCUUUUUUUAUUUUCUAUAAUUAUAUACACACAUAUAUUGCUUCUCGCCAAUAUCGGAAGGAAAUCGUCAGCCAAAGACUUGCUCAUGAGAGAGCGCGUGUGGGCAAAAGAAAUUCCCUUAAAGUUUUACUUGGUGGACGUUGCAAAGCAGAUGACAAGAGAGUGAAUGCCGUACUCUUGUUUUAUGAUAGUUUGAGGCUAUUUGUUUCCAGCUGCAAGGAGAAAGACGGCGAGAGAGGAGAUCGGACGCCACCUAGAGUCGGAGGGCGAGGAGUUGAGUCGCCACCUGGCUGGCUUGUCUGCGAGCGCCUCGGCUACUCUUUCUUGUGUUCACUGUGGCGAAUGCCCUCUCGUAGCCACAAGAACAAAAGCAUUGUGAGCUGGCGUUCCACGUUCCGCUUCGAGAACUCCAGGGCUUUGAUUCCAGUUGGUUGUUUGCUUUAAAUCUGACACAUCCUAACGUUCUAUGCAACAGACAAAAACUGUAGCAAUAAAAACAUAGUCUACAUUGUUACUCCAAAUGGUGCUUAUCUUAAAAUAAAGAAACCUCCUUUACUCCUGCUGGGUUUUUUAAUUUGAAAAGAAACCCACAACUGGAUCUACAAGCCUAGACCAAAGUACGAAAAACGAGGGGGCAACGCUCUCACAGUAGGUUUUUGAGUAAAAUACUUCCUAAAUUCCUGUUUGAACGCUUGUCAGUGAACCUAUUUUUGAGAGGACUUCUAUUUACAGCCCCAUGAGCAUACAGAGAUCCAGUCCAAUCAGCAUCGUAAGAUAUGGAAGAUCGAGGCAUAAGACUCAUCACGAAUAUGAAGAAUUAUCUUGUGUGAGGACUAGUGACUGCAGCCAGAGUUUCAGCCCGAACCUAGGCUCUCCCAGCCCACCUGAAACCCCUAACUCGUCUCAUUGCAUUUCUCAAAUCGGACAGUAUCUAUUGUUGGAGCCGUUAGAGGGUGACCACGUUCUUGGGGCUGUGCAUUUGCAUAGCGGCGAGGAGCUCAUUUGUAAGGUAUUCGAUAUUGGUCGAUAUCAAGAAACAUUAGCAGCCUAUUUUUGUUUGUCUGCACAUGAAAGCAUCAAUCAGAUAACUGAAAUUCUUCUAGGGGAGCAAAGAUCAUACGUUUUCUUUGAAAAGAGCCAUGGGGAUAUGCACUCAUUUGUUCGCACUUGCAAAAGGCUCAAAGAGGAUGAAGCAGCAAGAUUAUUCUACCAGAUAACGUCUGCUGUAGCGCACUGCCACGAUAAUGGCGUGGUACUGCGAGAUCUCAAAUUGAGGAAAUUUGUAUUUAAAGACGAAGAACGGACACAAGUAAAACUGGAAAGCUUGGAGGAUGCUUAUAUCUUAAACGGUGAAGAUGAUGCUCUUUCAGACAAGCACGGAUGUCCAGCAUAUGUGAGUCCUGAAAUCCUUAAUACCAAUGGCAGCUACUCUGGUAAGGCAGCCGAUGUGUGGAGUCUAGGUGUGAUGCUGUACACGAUGCUUGUUGGACGGUAUCCCUUCCAUGAUGUGGAGCCAGGUUCUCUCUUUAGCAAAAUUCGUCGUGGCCAGUUUAACAUUCCAGAAACACUUUCCCCACGGGCGAAAUGCCUUAUCCGUAGCAUCUUGCGUCGUGAGCCUUUGGAAAGGCUAACGUCCCGGGAAAUCUUGGACCACCCUUGGUUUGCCUCUGAUUUUGCAGCUUCUAGUUCCGGAUAUGGUGCUAAUGAAAAAGAAGCAGUUGAUCAACUGGUACCUGAUGUGAAUAUGGAUGUUGAGUUGGAUCCAUUUUUCAAUUGAGUUAAUCGAUAGGUUGGGUGUCAUUGAGAAGAUACAACAGCUGGUACUCAUCACCUGAAGGAAUCCUUCCUGAAUUGCAUAGUGGUACCUUGAAUCAACCUACCUAGGUAGCAGAAAAAUGGUGCCGAUGUACUGAGACUUUAAAAUGACUAUCAAAGUGGGACUUCUAAGGAUUUACAUGUAGCACAACUAAUUAGGGGGUUCUGCUGUUAGAUUGAUUUUUGGAGGAAAUGGCAGUGUAAAAUGUUGCAGCUUCUCAUCUCAUGGAGCCACGGAGAGCGCUGAAUACUGCACUGUAGGUAGUGGUGCAGUUCCUCACGCCAUUUUAUAAUGGUUACAAAUCACAAUAAAUAGAAACUUAAUUAGCCUCGACACAAUGUAAUACAUUGGCAUCGCACUGUUAGAUUAUUUUCCUUCUCUCAUUAUUCAGGGAAUGUACAAUUCUCCUAUAAGAGUCUCCUUAAUCGUUUCUGAUGUUUAACAUUUUACUCGAUGUGAUUCGUAACAAGAAAAAUUAGGUGCACAUGAACUGACAUGCAAUGCGGGUGCUAAAAGAAAGUUCUGCUUGUGUUUAUAUGUAGCUAUUUUCAUUAUCUUAUGUAUUUUUUUUUCCUGACUAAAUAUUCUUGUCAGAAAAUAAGCAUUUUAAUGCUUUGUUCCCUUGGAGGGAAUAAGUUAUCUGUUGUGUACAAUACUUUGAUGCAGCUUGGCAGGAACUAUUAAAAUGAAAUGUCAUACAUGUGACUUUACUGGUAGUGAAGUCCAUAUUGGCAAAAAUUCAGGGUUUGAAGUACACCGACUGGAACUGUUGUACUAGUGCAAAGAAAAUAGUUUCCUAUCUUUAUUUUUUUUCAGGUUUGAUAGUGUAUUUAUUUUAAAUGUCAAUGUAAUUUUUUCCAUCCUCUUUGCCCCCUCCCACAACAGUAUUAAAUAUUUAGUUUUUCACUUAUCUCCUUACCGGUUUCUGUUCGUUCUUCCAUUAAUUCUGGGUAAUAACUCCUUGAGCUGUGCAGAGGUAUAGUCAUGAAGUUAAAGCUGUCCUAGACCUUUUGUUUUUAUCUAGCCCUUUUUAUGAUCAAUCAAACUUCAUGAGGUUACUAUUUUGUUUUAAAGUGAGUGCAUACUGAAUAAAACUGUCACAAAAUGGUAUGCAAUUAUCUGCAUUGUUGCAUCUUGUUUUGGGAGCUUAAGAGUAAACUUUUAAUACUUUGCAUAUUUCUUUCACUUGGUGAGCAAGGUAACUGCAAUAGGAGUAAGCAUUAUUUAAUCCACAGAAAUGGUUUGCUGGGCUUGCCCCGCAGCAAGCAUUGGACAUCUGACUUGAAACAAAGAUUGAGAACAUCUGUGUGCAAGUGUUAAGCACACAUAAUUGAGUAAUAUCACAAUACAGAUGUUUAAUUUAUUGCACACGUGAAUGAGUCAAUGUGGUCAGUAGUUGAGUGUUUUAUACCAUGGCUUGGUUCUGUAUGGUUUAAUGAGUCCUGAAAAUCUUGGAUUGGAAAGCCAGUCUUUUCUGGCAAUUUCAGGUCUGUUUUUAAAUGAAUUAACUGAGUUAGAUCUUAAAUAUUAAUUUAUGAAAUUUUUUCUGCAGCAUUCUGUUUUAAUUCAGUGAGGUUGGGCUUCCAUGAUUUUUGAUAUAAAAAUAUUUUCAGUAUCUGGGACUGACCACAAAUAUCUUCCAUUGUUGAGUCCACUUGUAAAGUAAUCCUCUUACAUUAAGCCCAGCGUAAUACUGUAUGCAAAAGCACCGGAUAUUCAUUAGUUUUUUUAAUACUAUCAUGAAGGCAUCGUAUGCCUAGAUUCAAUUUUGUAAAACUGUACAGUUCAGCUAAUGAGUUGGAAUAUGGUACUCUGACAAUUUGGUAACUUGUAGUCUUACUAUCCAUGGUCAAAAUAUUGUGAAAAUAGGAUGUGACCAUUUACAAAGCAUUAUAUUCAAUACAAGCACACUUGUGGGCCUAUAAAAGAUAAAACUAAUGGACACAGAUUAAUCUGUGCCUACUUAAUGUAUUUCAAACCCUGAAUAGAUUGUAGAUUUGUUUUUUAAUUUUAAUUUGCCAGAUUAAUUUCCUUCUGCUUUCGAAUUUGCUAAGUAUUAGGAAUCUUUUGCCUUGCAUACUUCCCCCACCCCCCCCCCCCCCCGGCCCCACCCUCCAACCCCCCCCCCUCCCCCCGUGUUGUCUCCAGUACCUCGAUUGUUUGAUUACUGCCUGUACCAGUUCUGUGAAAUGGUCAUGUUCUUGCGUAGGUAUGCGUGGACUCUGUAGUACGUAUCUGUUAACUUGAAUUUGUGCUUUUAUAGUAUGUUGCAUGUACGUACAGCUACUUGACCUAUUUGGCUUAUGGAUGCUUUUGCCUGCAUUACAGGAGAGCUUGUAUAUGCCAAUUAAAACCACAGAAGAGAAUGAUUAAAUAAAGUUCUCCUGGAAAGGGUGGGGGGAGGGGGGAAGCUGCAGCUGAUCUGCCGAGUGUUAAUUUAAAAAAAAUCACAAGACAAUGGGAGCGAAUUCAUAUUCGCUCUGUGGAUGGUGCUAUGUUGAGAAGGACUACUUUGUUUUAAAUUUAAGUGGAAGGGGAACAGAGGAGACUGCAUGGUGGGUUUUACUGCCUCUGGUGUUUUGAUUGUAUUGUAUUUGGUUUGAUGUUUUGUCCUAAUCUUCUCCUUCAGUAAAUAAAUUGUGAAUUGCACAAC